Molecule: messenger RNA, 750 nt
Organism: Vitis riparia (riverbank grape)
Lineage: Eukaryota; Viridiplantae; Streptophyta; Magnoliopsida; Vitales; Vitaceae
Product: B3 domain-containing protein At3g25182-like
Exons: 2
Coding region: 1-750 (249 amino acids)
Molecular function (GO): DNA binding
Source: RefSeq, a predicted model, not a curated record
AUGGAUUCUGUGGUAGAAGAUGAGAAGAAACACGAUCAGCGUCUUGAAGAAGCGAUGAAGAUUGAAGAUGGAGGUGAUCACUGUCUUCAAAAAACGAUCAAGAUCAAGAAGCGGCUACCACGAUGCCAUGAUGAUGACGACGACGACGACGAUGAUGAGGGGGCUGCGUUCAGGAGAAAAAGAAGCAGAGGUGAUCGGUGUCUUCAAAAAACGAUCAAGAUCAAGAAGCGGCCACCACGGUGCCAUGACGAUGACGACGACGAUGAUGAUGAGGGAGGGUGUGUUCAGGAGAAAAAGAAGUUGAGGAUGAAUAAAAUAAUGGAUAAGGCAAGGUGCCCGUCUCCCCAUGCAACGUCAGAGCUCCCUGUUGUCCUCAGAAAUCGGAUCAGGGCUCUAGGGGGUUCUGAUGUCACUUUUGUAAUCCAGAAGCCUCUCUUCAAGACUGAUGUGAGUUCCGGUCACAACCGUCUAUCCAUACCGUUGAACCAGAUACAACAAACCUUCCUCACACCUGAAGAGAGCGAGAGUCUGAGGAAGUGGAACAUGAAGAAAGCUUCCGAAAAUUCUACCUCAAUGUAUGUGUUGGUGACUAAUUGGAAAUCAGUUACGGAAAGGAAUAGCAUGAAGGAAGAUGAAACGGUGCAACUCUGGUCUUUUCGAAUCAAGUCCAAGUUGGGUUUCGCUCUUGUAAAGAGAAGAUUACAAGAUGAUCCUAGGAAUCGUUCGUUAAGGGGCAUCCUGGAUAGCUGA